GCCAAGGCCGCUGGCGGGACGGGACCUGCCGCGCUGGCUUCGAGCGAGUGACCUGGUCGGUCUUGAUUUCAGUGGUGGCGAUGGCCUCGUUCGUGACGGAAGUUUUGGCACACUCGGGGAGCCUGGAGAAGGAGGAUCUGGGCACCCGGAUCAGCCGCCUGACCCGGCGGGUUGAGGAGAUCAAGGGUGAAGUAUGCAAUAUGAUCAGCAAGAAGUACAGUGAAUUCCUGCCUAGCAUGCAGAGUGCACAGGACCUGGUUACCCAAGUGGAUAAGCUGUCUGAUGACAUCGACCAGCUGAAAUCCAGGAUAGAGAGUGAGGUCCGCCGAGAUCUUCAUGUAUCGACUGCUGAAUUUACAGACUUGAAGCAACAGUUGGAAAGAGACUCGGUAGUCCUAAGUUUGCUAAAACAGCUACAAGAGUUUUCUACUGCUAUUGAAGAAUAUAAUUGCGCAUUAACCGAGAAGAAGUACGUCACUGCAGCUCAGCGUCUGGAAGAGGCACAGAAAUGCUUGAAGUUGCUAAAAUCCAGAAAAUGCUUUGAUUUAAAAAUACUGAAAUGUCUCAGCAUGGAGCUUACAAUACAGAAACAGAACAUACUUUAUCACCUCGGAGAAGAGUGGCAGAGGCUGAUUGUCUGGAAGUUCCCACAAUCAAAAGAUACCAGCAGCUUGGAAUCUUGCCUGCAAACGGAACUUCAUUUAUGCACUGAACAAUCCCAGAAAGAGGAGAAGACCCCUAUAUCACCCAUCAGUUCUAUCCUUUUGGCAUUUUUUAUUCUUGGAGAACUGCACAUGAAGCUUAAAUCAUUUGGUCAGAUGCUGCUGAAGUAUAUCCUUAGACCUCUGGCAUCUUGCCCAUCCCUUUCUGCUGUGAUAGAAAACCAGCCUAAUUCAGUUAUUGUUCGUUUUGAAUCUGUGAUGACUAGUUUGGAACAUCCAUCGCCAUCUGAAGUUUUUGAGAAGAUCAGACUUGUACUGGAAGUGCUCCAGAAACAACUCCUAAAUUUGCCGCUUGAUACUGACCUAGAAAAUGAAAAACCAUCUACAGUUGUAUUGGCUGAGAUACUUGGUGAUGUAAUCUGGGAGGACUUGUCUGAGUGCCUCAUCAAAAACUGUUUGGUUUAUUCUAUUCCAACAAACAGCAGCAAGUUACAGCAAUAUGAAGAGAUCAUACAGUCUACUGAAGAAUUUGAAAAAGCCCUAAAGGAGAUGAGGUUUUUAAAAGGUGAUACUACUGAUUUGCUGAAAUAUGCCCGUAACAUCAAUUCUCAUUUUGCUAACAAGAAGUGCCAGGAUGUGAUCGUGGCGGCCAGAAACCUAAUGACCUCUGAAAUCCACAACACUGUGAAGAUUACUCCUGAUUGUAAGAUAAGUGUGCCAGACUUACCCAGCCCUCACGAAGAUGGCAAGCUAGAAAUACAGAGAGUGUCCAAAAGUCAGUGCAAUGAGUUGGUGAAUUUAGAGCCUGAAAAUACAUUGGACCGACAUUCCUUCUCAUUGCCCACAUGCCGCAUCAGUGAAUCGGUGAAGAAGUUAAUGGAACUUGCCUAUCAGACUUUACUAGAGGCAACCACCAGUAGUGACCAAUGUGCUGUUCAACUUUUCUACUCAGUGAGGAAUAUCUUCCAUUUGUUCCAUGAUGUUGUACCAACAUAUCACAAGGAGAAUCUGCAGAAAUUGCCCCAGUUGGCUGCCAUUCACCACAACAACUGUAUGUAUAUUGCUCACCACUUGCUGACCCUUGGCCAUCAGUUCCGAUUACGCCUGGCUCCCAUUCUUUGUGAUGGCACCACUACAUUUGUGGAUCUUGUGCCCGGCUUCAGGAGACUUGGGACAGAUUGUUUUUUGGCACAAAUGCGGGCACAGAAAGGUGAACUUUUGGAAAGAUUAUCAAGUGCCAGGAACUUUUCAAACAUGGACGAUGAAGAGAAUUAUUCUUCAGCAAGUAAAGCAAUCCGGCAGGUGCUACACCAGCUAAAGAGACUUGGAACUGUGUGGCAGGAUGUCUUGCCAGUGAAUAUAUAUUGCAAGGCUAUGGGGACUUUACUCAAUACAGCGAUUUCUGAGAUCAUUGGCCGGAUCACUGCCCUAGAGGACAUCUCAACUGAAGAUGGUGAUAGAUUAUAUUCCUUGUGCAAAACAGUGAUGGAUGAAGGACCUCAAGUCUUUGCACCUCUGUCAGAAGAAAGCAGGAAUAAGAAAUAUCAAGAAGAGGUUCCAGUCUAUGUGCCAAAAUGGAUGCCCUUCAAAGAAUUGAUGAUGAUGCUACAAGCCAGCUUGCAGGAAAUUGGGGAUCGGUGGGCAGAUGGGAAAGGGCCCCUGGCAGCUGCAUUUUCCUCAAGCGAAGUAAAAGCUUUAAUUCGUGCCUUGUUCCAGAACACAGAAAGAAGAGCGGCUGCCCUUUCUAAGAUUAAAUAGCACCGUCCUCCUGAGAAAGCCAUGUCUUGUCUGUGCUGAUUCCUCCCCUGGUGUAAUUACUUCUUUAAAGACUUCUUGGAGUCACUUGUUGGUGUUGGUGAACCAGUCUGUCAUGCAAGUUUGACUUCACACAAGCACAUCUUACCUCCUGGCCUAUGUGAGGCUUUGCUGAAGAACUAGAUACUAAGAUGUCAAGUGAAGCACCUCAAUCCAGUGACUUAUUGGCCACUUUUCUUUGAUAGACAAUAAACUCUAUAGGGCAGUUUUAUUUUAAUACUGUUUCUAGGGCCCUGUGGGAACUGUAUACAUUGUAAAUGUAGGCCAUGGCUUUGGAUUAAGGAAUCCAAGAGAUUCUAAGAGUUAAGGUAAACAAUUCAUGAGCAAAUGAGAGAGAUUUUUUAGCGGGAGUAAAGGUACCUUAUUUGGCCUUGCAGAAAUUGAGGAGACUUCCUGUAAUAUUUCUUUCCAGUAAAAAGUACUUUUCAGA
Messenger RNA from Lepus europaeus (European hare), 2907 nucleotides. RefSeq names its product zw10 kinetochore protein (gene ZW10). The coding region runs from base 81 to 2420 and encodes 779 amino acids. Lineage: Eukaryota; Metazoa; Chordata; Mammalia; Lagomorpha; Leporidae. The transcript has 16 exons. Gene Ontology annotation, cellular component: RZZ complex; chromosome, centromeric region; nucleus. Gene Ontology annotation, biological process: endoplasmic reticulum to Golgi vesicle-mediated transport; mitotic spindle assembly checkpoint signaling; mitotic cell cycle. The record is from RefSeq and is a predicted model, not a curated record.